Molecule: messenger RNA, 2250 nt
Organism: Sparassis crispa
Lineage: Eukaryota; Fungi; Basidiomycota; Agaricomycetes; Polyporales; Sparassidaceae
Exons: 1
Coding region: 1-2250 (749 amino acids)
Source: RefSeq, a predicted model, not a curated record
AUGGCUUCUUUUUUACCUUUUGACGACCGUCUUUGCGUAGCACGGACGUGCCACACUGGCGAUAUUUCGCCAGCUGUUUUUCACCCCAAGCAUCACGCUAUCUCCAGGAGUACGCGACGGAGUUCGCCACAUUCGCGCCCCAUUGUUCGCAAGCCACGUUCCGAUCGGGACUCUGAACACGAUUUUCUGUCACGCAUCGCCGCACCAAAGCGUGCGCCACACCCGCAUCGCAUCGACCUUGACAACGCAUACCCGUCUCCCCCGCUCACCGGUUCCGCGUCACGAUCUACUGUACCACUUCCUGAAGUAUUCGGAGACGCGUCGCCAGAUUUUUCCAUUCCCGCACGCCCCGUGGAGAGCGAGGUCCAGGACAAGUCACACGAGGUCAUGCCUGCCCACGAGCCGCUCUCUCCACCGCCUACGUUUCUUCUUGGUACGCUUGACCUUCCUCAGACUGACCCUACGGCGUGCUCCAAGCACGCCGAUCACAUUGACGCGCGACCUGGCUUGCUGGGCCAUGACGACCGUGACGAGGAAGAUUUUACUCAUGGCAAACCCGCGGGGUUCCUUUGGGCUAAUGAGCCACAGGAUGUGGCGAUGGACUCUAUGGAUCAUGGUUCGUCUUCAUCGCUUGGUUUGCUGUCUUCGAUGUCGUCUGCCAAUUCGUGGAGCUUCGAGGGUAGCCUUGACGAGCUGGCCGCGUUGAAUGAGGAAAGAGGCUCGGUCGUCACCCACGCCACACCGCUACGUAACGACUCGGGUUUUGAAGAGACAGAUCCUCCACAGAAGGGUGGCGAUGCUUAUUUUACAGGUUGCUCGAUGCUCGAGCCUGAAGGAUUUUGGACAUCGGAAUCGCCAGUCAGCUUGGAUCAUUCCUUGGCCAUAGAUUACUACACGCCAUACGCAAGAGGCGUCCAUCGCCGAUCGACACUGGAUCCCUUGUCGCCGAUCGGUUCGUCUGCAGUAGACAGCAGUCCCGGGAGUUGGGAUAGCAUGGACUGGAGCCCUACCAGUGAGGAUAUCUCUCCUCCCAUCUCUCCACCGCAAGAGUUGGGCCAUUUGGAACCUUCCUCCCAUUUGCAUGCUAAUCGUCUUCAGCUGGACAUCCAGCACUGGGAACCUAACGGAUUGUGGCGCGAUCAGCAUGAGCAUCAUGCCGGUAGUUCACACUACGCCCAGGAACCUAUGAGUAUAGACCAGGGUUCCCCACCGUCGUCACCGCGCCCGAUGGCGCUCCUUCUUCCCCACUCGGAAGACUCGGACACCUCAUUCGCCGACACGAUCAUGCCCCCCGACGACGAUGACGAUGAUUAUAGCUCUCCUGAAAGCAACGAGUAUGAAACUAUCCAUCCUCCAACGUUACCCUCACACAGCCAUUUCUCACCUCUUCCGAACUUCAACGACCCUUUUCAAGAUGAUUUGUAUGCGACACCUAUACCCAGUUCGCCCCACAGUCCCUCUACCGCUCUCCCUGAACUCGACGAUGACGACGACUAUUAUGUGCCGUCGUCACCGUCUUCACGGAGUCAAGCUCUCCCGGAGCUACCAGUGGAAGAAUAUGAGCCCUAUGCCAACCCGUAUGGCGAUUCGGAGACAAUAUCUCCCUCAUUACUUGGUGGCCCCACCAACAGUGAAGGUCUUGGCCUUUGUCUACAGCCAGUUUCCAUAGACCCACCGAUGGUGCGCUCGCCGUCCCCGGACGACGACGGGAUGCAGUUCCUCGAACCCCAGCUCGACCCCGCCACCACGAAACUCGAUCCAAGCGAGUUUCGCGCGCUGCGGGACGUGCGUCGGCGAGUGUCCGCCGCGGAGCGCGCCGCGCAGGAAGCAGAACUGACGCUCGGGGAGCGCGUGAGCGAGGCCGCCAGUGGGCUGUUGCCACCACUGCACUCCGAUCUCGGGGGCGUGAUGCAGGACGAGCUGGACCUGGCGGAGAAGCGCGCGCGGAAGCGCGAGCUGCAUUGUGCGAUGGAGCUGCGCGCGGAGGCGCGCCAGCGGCGCAAGUGCGAGCGGCAGCGCGGGAAGGAGAUUGGCGCGCUCCUUGCGCUCAAGAUGCCGGGGGACGUGGUGGUGCCCGGGAGUGGGAGCAUGCGGUGCAUCGCACAGCUGGUGGCGAACAUGGUGCUCCGGCGACGAGACGCGUUCCGGCCGCUGGCGAAUAGGAAGGCGCUGCCUAGGACGUACGUGCCUAGUGGGUUGCAGCAGUCUGUUUCCGCGGAGGAUUUGUUGGAUGGAAUGGAGGACGACUAG